ACUUUUCCCCUUCGUUCAUACUACCUCACAGCUCACUCACGACCUGAUCUCUCUCUCUCUCUCUCUCUCUCUGCCGUUCUUGUGGGAAGGAGAAGAAAUUGCAUGGAUAAUUGAUUUAUUGGCUUCGAUUCAUCUUUCCCCCAACAAUCUUUCCUGUUCCUAGUCAGAUCUGGCGAAAUCCUGAAGAUGGAUAUAGCAUCUGCCCAUUACACUAUCAAGCGACGCCGAGGAAAACGUUUGGGCCGGCUGGAGCUCGACACGGAGCAAAAUGUAGAUGAUCUCCGCAAAUGGCCCAUUACACUAUCAAGCGACGCCGAGUCUUAGGUGUUCUAGCUGUUAUGUUGGCCAUUUUCCGAUGGCGUCGACGACGUAGAAAUUACAGUAUUAGAAUGUCUCGAAGAAAAUAUGGGCCAUUGGUGGAUAGAGACUUGGAGAGGCAAAGAAAGUUGAAUGACCUGUACAAUUCAACAGAUAAAAACUGCAUCAGUCAGCUCCGGAUGAGGAAAGACGUGUUUUGGAAGCUAUCAGCCCAUUUACGUGAUGCCAAACUUGUACGUGAUUCAGUGCAUGUAUCAGUUGAAGAAAAAUUAGCCAUUUUCCUGCAUACGGUUGGCCACAAUUUGAGAAAUAGAGUGGUCGGGUUUUUCCUCAGGAGAUCUAGCUAUACAGUAAGCAAAUGCUUCCAUGAGGUCUUGAAUGCCUUGUGUUUUCUUGCCAAAGAUAUGAUAAAGCUUAGGUCGAUAGAGACCCACCAAAAGAUACUUGAUAGCCCCGGUCGGUUCUACCCCUACUUUAAGGACUGCAUUGGGGCACUUGAUGGAACCCACAUCCCUGCAUUUGUCCCUGAGAACAUAGCUAACAGAUUUCGAGGUCGGAAGUCAUACCCAACCCAAAAUGUCCUUGCAGUUGUGGAUUUUGAUUUGAGGUUUACCUAUGUACUUGCUGGGUGGGAGGGAUCUACUCAUGACUCUGUAGUUCUGAAGGCUGCCCUUAACAGAACAAAUGGGAUUCCAAUGCCAGAAGGCAAAUAUUACUUAGCUGAUGCUGGGUAUGCAGCAAGACCUGGUAUACUGCCGCCAUAUAGAGGUGUCUGAUACCACUUGAAGGAAUUCGGGGCUGGGAGACGUCCACAAACGCCACAAGAAUUAUUCAACCUUCGACAUUCAUCCCUUCGUACAACCGUUGAGUGAGCUUUUGGGACCUUAAAGAAUCGUUUUAAAAUCCUUGCAAACAAGCCAUUCUUUCCAUUUAGAAGACAAGUGAAGAUUGUCAUAGCAUGUUGUGUUCUACACAAUUGGAUCCUAGAUAAUGGUCCAGACAACAUCAUAUAUGAUGAAGAUCGUUGGUACAAUAGUCUGCCUAGGUCAUCUAGACUUGCAACAGAUAAUGCGAGGGACAAUAGGCAAUGGACGGCAAAGCGAGACAAUCUAGCAAAUAUUAUGUGGGAGCACCGUCAAUUCCAUCAUUGAUAUUCCCUUUGCUGUAGUUUGUUUUACUUUUGGCUUGUUUGCAAGACAAUAAUUUUCGAUUAUGUGUGCCAGUAUCUUGUACUUGAUUUGGUUCAGUGAAUCUAUAUUAUGGAUGUUGCUAUCAUGUAAUGGAUCUGGUUGUUUUUAUUAUGGAUGCUAUCAUUAUUUCCUUGUUUUGUCAUUACUAUUUCUGUCAUGUAUCAUCUUGUAGUUCAUAAAAUGGAUGAAGCUGAAAGCAAUAUGAGCAGUAAGGGGAAAGAAUGCAAAGGUGACAAGAAUGCAAGGGCAAAAGCUAUAAAUUGGCCUAUAGCUAUAUCUGAGUUUCUUCUUGACUGGUACAUUGAGAAGAAGAUUGAAAUGCCUCCUAAAGCAGUAUUCAAGAAGAUGCAUCACAAUGCUUGCACAGCAGCAAUAAAUAAGAAGUAUGGGUGUUCUUAUAGUGUCGAGCAAGUUCAUCGUCACUUUAGGCGUCAUAAGGAGACAUGGGGGCUAGUGGCUAGGUACAGCAAUGAGAGUGGCAGCGGUUUUGAUGAUGUCAACAAACAAGUGCUGCUCUCUCAAUCUACUCUGGAUACACUAUCGGCCAAUGAUCGUGGAAUUCUGUGUAAACCGAUUCAGUUCUACGACAAGUUGCAAGACCCUUUCUCUGCAGCUGAAACUGACAAUGAUGAUAAGGCAAAAGAUGACAUGAUGAAUGAUAUGUCCACCUAUGAUGAAGCAAAGGGUCCAACAGGUCAUGACUCAGAUAAAUUAGAUACAGAUAGUGAUGAUUGUGAAGUGGUGGCUGCUCUUGCUGCAACUAAUAGUCAAGUUUCAUCAUCCAAUGUUGGUGCUCUAAAGCCUAACAAGAAAAGUUUCAAAAAAAACUACCAAGGCAAAUACUCUCCCUCCACCACAAAAUGAUAAAGCUAAAAAGUCAAAGGCGAGAUCAUCUCAAGCAUCACAGGAUGACACUGAUAUGGAUGUGCUGCUCACAAGUACCUUGAUAGGCAUACGAGAGACCCUUGCAAGUCCAGUACAGACUGUAGCCCCAAAGGACCCAAAUGCUCCUUUAUGGGACAUGCUCAAGAAGAUUCCAUUGCCACCUGAUGAGAGGAUGUCGGUCGGGAUGCAUCUAUGCAAGCCAGAAUUUGCAGUUCAUCGUGGUUUCCUUGUCAGCAUGGGUCAGGAAUGCCUGGAGCGUUGGGUGUACACAUACUUAUCCGACAAUGAUCCUACUGGCAAACGUGGUGGCGAUGGUCCUGCUGGUAACCUUGGCGACGAUGGUCCGGCUGGUGACCUUGGUGAUGAUGCUGCAGUUAACUCCAGUACUUUCUAAGUAAGAUUGAUUGGUGGUCAACCAUUUUGCUGGAGCCUUUUGGUUGCAAAACACUAGUUUCUUAGUUGAUUGUCUUUUGGCUAUGCACGGCUGAUGUCUAAGUAAUGGCUGAUGGUGGUAUUCUUUUGCUACAGCCUUCUGCUCAGUUUCUAAGUAGUAUCAGCAUGCAAAAUAUGAUUAGAUGGUAACAUGAAAGUUAUGUUGCUUUCUGACGUUUGGAUACUUUUUAGGGAGUAUCAGGAGGCAUACAUAAUUAGAAUUGUGGUUAUGGUAAUCCCACAAGGAUAAUUUAUGCAUCCAGAUGUGCUAGACAACCAGUAUUAAUCAAAUGUGAUGAACUAUGUUACUGUGUAUCAUCGGAGCUAUAAAAUUAUUUGCCUUCAG
This is a messenger RNA of Triticum aestivum (bread wheat), 3171 nucleotides long. Its product is annotated as protein ALP1-like. The coding region runs from base 288 to 1094 and encodes 268 amino acids. The record is from RefSeq and is a predicted model, not a curated record. Lineage: Eukaryota; Viridiplantae; Streptophyta; Magnoliopsida; Poales; Poaceae. The transcript has 5 exons.